CUUGAAUGUUUACAUUUAAAACACAGAAACAGGGUCUACACGUCUAGCUGUGCUGAUCUAGCCUAAAAACAUUUUAUAUUUUUAAGGAAAAUGACAUUACACAACAAUGACAUCAAGUAUUACAUUGCAAUUGUUACCAUUCUGUUUCGACUUCCGAUUGAAAUCGAGUGCUGCUCCCUGACCACAGAUUACAUCGUCAACCUUAUAUAUGACAAGGAAAAUUAUCUUCAGGAUCCAUGCUACAUUGAAUGGAAAGCUACUCAGGAUGCAAAACUGGCCGGCCCACAGAAACCGACAGUUGAAAGAGCACUGAUUGAAUUUGACCGAUGGCGGAUACAGGAAGCAAUUGAUGGUCAAUUGAAUCUACAGAAAAGUUAUUCUUCAUCGUCGCUUACCUUACCCGCGCUUGUAAUAAAGGAAUCAGCUUUUCCAAUAUCACUUGUCUUGACUAUUAUCGUGGUAAUAAUUUGUUGUUGUGUAAUGUGUUUUGUUAUACGUAACGAAGACGAUUCGACAACAGACACAGCGAUCGAAAUUACCCAAAGAGACGUUGUAAUGUCAAGUGAAUCUCUGAAUGUGCUGCAACCAACGUCAGGGGUAGCUAACGAUUCAUUGAUACACGGAGGCGUGCCUGCCAUAGCUAUUGGUAAUAGCAACUUCAAUAAUGUUGCUACUUCGUCGUCGCUGCAACAUUCUCGUGUCAAUCUACCACCUAUGGCAGCAAGACAAAAUUCACUUCCAAGUUACGACGAAGCUGUAAAAAUGGCUUCACCUCCUCCUGCACAAUAACUUACACAAAAUGCAACAAAAUACA
Messenger RNA from Bradysia coprophila, 814 nucleotides. RefSeq lists its product as uncharacterized. The record is from RefSeq and is a predicted model, not a curated record. NCBI's taxonomy places the organism in Eukaryota, Metazoa, Arthropoda, Insecta, Diptera, Sciaridae.